CAGCUAAUAAAAAGUGGAAAAAAUGUGAUGUUUUCUCUUCUAUGCAUUGCAAAAUCCCAAUGAAAGAACAAUCCUUAAGAGUAGCAGUGAUCGGAGCUGGCAUGGCCGGCCUACUCGCCGCUCGUGAGCUUAAAAGAGAAGGCCACCAGGUCAUCGUCUUCGAGAAAAGCAGUAGGCUCGGUGGAACCUGGGUCUAUGACCCACGUGUAGAAACCGACCCAUUGGGUCUUGACCCGUCCCGCAAGAUUGUCCAUAGCAGCAUGUACAGUUCGCUCCGGGUCAACCUUCCGAGGCGGCUCAUGGGCUUCUUGGAUUACCCGUUUCUGGAAAAACAGGGUGGGGACCCAAGGGAGUUUCCUGGUCAUCGGGAGGUGCUCCGGUACCUGGAAGAUUUCGCCCGAGAUUUCUGGUUGGUUGAGUUGAUACGGUUCGAGCACGAAGUGUUCCGGGUUGAACGAGUUAAUGGAGUGAGUCACGAGUGGAUCGUUGAGUGGAGGACUCGGGAAGGUGAGUCAGAAGAAGAGGAGGCGUUUGAAGCCGUGGUUGUAUGUAACGGUCAUCACACAGAGCCAAGAAUCGCCGAGUUUCCAGGCAUGGAUACGUGGCCAGGAGUGCAAAUACACAGCCACAACUACCGGACGCCUGAACCAUUUAAAACUAAAAUUGUUGUGCUAAUUGGAAAUGGACCUAGUGCACAUGACAUCUUGAGAGAGAUUUCCUCUGUUGCAAAAGAAGUUCAUCAAGCCCUACGAGCCUCAGAUGUCCAUUUCAAAAAGUUGGAAAAUUGCAAUAAUAUCUGGCAACAUCCAGUGAUAGAACGCGCUGAUGAAGGUGGUAAAGUAAUAUUCCAAGAUGGAUCAUUUGUCUGUGCAGAUAUCAUCAUCCACUGUACUGGGUACAAGUACCAUUUCCCAUUCUUAAGAACAAAUGGAAUAGUGAGCAUGGAUGACAACUGUGUUGGUCCCCUGUACAAACAUGUUUUUCCGCCAUACUUGGCUCCUUGGCUUUCUUUUGUUGGGCUACCUUACAGGGCUGUUCCCACGUUAAUAAUUGAGUUACAGUCCCGUUGGUUGGCAAAAGUUUUAUCUGGCAAGUUAGCGCUUCCAUGUCAAGAAGAGAUGGCAUCAUCUGUGGAAGAACUCUACCAGCACAUGAAAGAGAGUGGAAGGCCUAAGCAUCACACUCAUCAGUUUCAGCAGAACAAGUUUGAUUAUGAGAACUGGUUGGUCAAGCAAUUGGGAUUACCACCCCUGGAGGACUGGAGAGAACAGUUGUAUUUCUAUGCGAUGAAGAAGAUUACCUCAGAAGCUGGUGAUGAUUAUAGGGACACAUGGGAUAUCAACAAGUGGAUGCAAGAAUAAUGCAAUGUGCUAAAUGCCGAAUAUUUUGUAAGAUAUAAUGCGACGGUGAUUAAUUUUAAGAGGUGUAAUAUCUGUAACUUCACAAUUUAAAAGAUGGGUCGAGUUACUAGUCUCCGACUCUUGUACUAUAAUAAUUACAUUCUAUGGCAAUUACAACAAUCUUUUUACUCGA
This is a messenger RNA of Juglans regia (Persian walnut), 1533 nucleotides long. RefSeq names its product flavin-containing monooxygenase FMO GS-OX5-like. The record is from RefSeq and is a predicted model, not a curated record. Gene Ontology annotation, molecular function: N,N-dimethylaniline monooxygenase activity; flavin adenine dinucleotide binding; NADP binding. The coding region runs from base 42 to 1361 and encodes 439 amino acids. NCBI's taxonomy places the organism in Eukaryota, Viridiplantae, Streptophyta, Magnoliopsida, Fagales, Juglandaceae. The transcript is spliced from 7 exons.